Diceros bicornis minor is the source of this 2696-nucleotide messenger RNA. RefSeq names its product transmembrane protein 86B (gene TMEM86B). The coding region runs from base 1 to 1035 and encodes 344 amino acids. Gene Ontology annotation, cellular component: membrane. The transcript has 4 exons. Lineage: Eukaryota; Metazoa; Chordata; Mammalia; Perissodactyla; Rhinocerotidae. The record is from RefSeq and is a predicted model, not a curated record.
AUGCCACAGGACCCCGGCCCUCCCUCAGCCUUGGGGUGCGAGCCUCAAAGAGUGGAAGGAGGCUCCAAACCUCUGUCCUCUGCUGGGGAUGGCGACACCUCUGUUCAGACCAGGAAGGAGUCUCCCAGGAGGAGGAGCCGGGAGUGGCCUGCCUUGUCUGGGACCUGGUCCUGGCAACCAUUUCCGGGGACCCAGUGGGUCCAUGCCUUCCACGCGGAAAGUUACGGCACAGACCAGGCACGCCUGCCCGACAUGUACGUGACAUCCAGAGCUGGGGGCCGGCACGGUGACGGUGACCUCGCACAACUCCUUGGUGUGCACUCGUCCAGCAAGCGUUUGUGGCGGAGGCCACCAAGGCCUGCUGACAUGGAUGCCGGGAAAAAGGGGCUUCCCCAAGAGUCUCGCUUCUCAGCCCAACCGCCGUACGUGGGCAGGUGGCUGAGCCUCUUCUUCCUCACCUGUGCUGUCUACCUCCUUCUGUGGACCCCCGAGGCCCCACCGUCCUGGGUCGGCGCCCUGGUCAAGUGCCUGCCUGUCCUCUGCCUGGUGGUGCUCCUGCGGGCCGUGCGCUCCAGUGCGCUCCUGCAGGGGGGCCUCCUGUGCUCGGCCGUGGGGGACGCCUUCCUCCUCUGGCCCGCGACCUUCCUCUACGGCGUGGCCGCCUUUGCUGUGGCCCACUUGCUCUACAUCCGGGCCUUCGGCCUCACUCCCCUGCGGCCAGGCCUCCUGCUGCCCAUCGUGCUGGCCUCGGUGCCGUACUGCGGCCUCCUGCUGCUGCACCUCUCACCCGGCAUGGUGCCGCCCCUGACGGCCUACGCCCUGGCCCUGGCCACCAUGCUGUGGCGUGGCCUGGCCAGAGGUGGGAGCGCCAGCUGGGGCGCCCUGCUCUUCACGCUCUCCGAUGCUGUGCUGGCCUGGGACACAUUCGUCCAGCCCCUGCCCCACGCCCGCAUGGUGGUCAUGGCCACCUACUACUCCGCCCAGGUCCUCAUCGCCUUGUCGGCCUUCCAGAGCCCUGGGCUCCAGACCAACUGACCAGGGGCCGAGGCGGGCGGGUGUCUGCCCCUUCCCCUCCUGCAAGGACCUGGGCCUCCCAGACCUGCCCCCCUGGCCUGCCUGAGAAACAUCCCCGGGGGCGGAAGCCAGGCUCCCCGGCCUCCUGUCUGCAGGCGCUGGUCCUCUGGAGAUGUGUGGGAGCUGUUCGCACAACUCCGAAUCCACCGCCAAGUUCCCGCCACCUCCCCGCCGUCCUGACUCCAGGCCCCCACCCAGACCCGCGCUGUGCCCUCCCGCCACCUGCCCUCUUCCCUCUGGCCCUAAGCUUUUUUGUUGCCUGAGUAAAGUGGACUUUGAAACUACGACAUCUCCGUUAUUUUGAGUGGGGUGUUGGGGGAGGGGUGAUCACAAUAAUAACAACAAACAGUUCUUUUUUUUCUGCAACAAAAUUUACCGUUGUAACCAUUUUUAAGUACGAUUCAGUGACGUUAAGGAUAUUGACAGUGUCGUGCACUGCAUCUUUUUUUAUUCUCGUGGUAAGAGCACUUACUGUGAGGUGUAUCCUCGUAGCACAUUUGUACGUGUCCAGUGCGGUAUUGUUAGCUAUGCACACAGCAGACUCCCCGUGAGCAGGCCUCGUGCCCGGGGCUGGUGGGACAUGGAAUCCACCCCUGCCCCGGGCCCUGUGUGGGGACCAGCAGGGCUUCACUGUGCCCGUUGUACAGAUGAGUUUACAGAUCUGAGGCUGAGAGGAGGCUGGUCGGUAUGUUAGUUUCCUACAGCUGCUGUCACAAACUGCUGCCAACUGGGCGGCUUAAAACAACAGAAGUUCAGUCUCUCCCAGGUCUGGAGGCCAGACGUCCAAAAUAAGGGCGGCAUCAGGGCUGCUGCUUCCAAGACUCAAGGGGACGAUCCUUCCCGCCUCUGCCAGCCCCUGGUGGCCCUGGCCAUCCCUGGUGUUCCUUGAUCUCUGCCUCCAUCCUCACAGGGCAUUCUCCCUCUGGCUCUGUCGUCCCAAAGGACACCAGUCGUGGCAUUUAGUCCCACCCUAAAUCCAGGGUGAUCACAUGUUGAGAUCCUUAAUUACAUCUGCAAAGACUGUUUCUCAAGAACAUUACAUCCAUAGGUACUGGGGCUUGGGACUUGGACUCAUCUCUGUGGGGGACACAGUUCAACCCACUAGAGUCACAUAGAGUAUCAGCAGAGGAGAGGUUGAGGUGAGGAGACUCGAAGAUGAGGGGACCUUGGAGGAAGGAGUGGGUAAUAACAGAGUGGGAACGGAGUACUAAGGAAGGAAGAACCCAGGUGUGGCCCUCGUGCUGGCUGUGACCUUGGCAGCCCACUGCCCCUCUCAGCCUCAGGUUCUGCAUCUGAGAACAUGAAGUGGUCAGAGCUGCUCUCCAAACCCUAGUCGACUUCUGCAUCUGUGAUGUGUUUUUAGGGACUCUUAUGGCAGAGAGGAGACUUGUACCUCCAUGAUGUACAUUUACGUACUCUUACAGCAGAGAGGAGACUUCUGUGUCCAUGAUGUACUUCAAGGGACUCUUAGGAGACUUUCUACAUCCAUUAUGUGCUUUUAGGGACCCACAGAACCCAGUCCUGCUUUUUAGUCCCUACCUCACCUUCAGGCAAGUGUGCCUGCUCACCAUACAGGAAGGCCUAGGGCCAGAUGAGGCAAGCAUGCUGUGGUGUGACCUGCU